Messenger RNA from Polyodon spathula (Mississippi paddlefish), 3400 nucleotides. RefSeq lists its product as uncharacterized. The record is from RefSeq and is a predicted model, not a curated record. The transcript is spliced from 20 exons. The coding region runs from base 11 to 3400 and encodes 1129 amino acids. Lineage: Eukaryota; Metazoa; Chordata; Actinopteri; Acipenseriformes; Polyodontidae.
GUUUAGCUUGAUGUUCCGCUUGGCUCGCAUCGACCAGUUCGGCAGAGAGACCUACUACCCGUUCUCUAUGAGCUGCAGUACGACCAAGCCGUGGAACCCCCGCGAAAUCGUCUGCGAGGAGAACUACAUGGAGAUAUCUGUCAGGAGAAAUGUACCAGAGAUUGCCCACGAAGGAAUGGAUACUGAAGACUGGCCAGCUGCUGUCCCUGCAGCCCUGGAAGCAUUAAUGUCAGUUUGGAAGGUUGUGUUCCACAAGACUGGCCAGCCAGCAAAAUCCAUGGAUGCCUCCCUGGCCCAGUCUCUGGGCUACAGCAUCAACUCCACCUCCACUAGGAUCCUCUUCCGCUCCCCAUUUAACAUGCCUGAAUCUGAGAUGCUAAUGGUUAAUGGAAUCCAAGUGGAAGCAAUCAAAGCAACUGUCUUCUACAAGCAGAGGUGGAUGGUGCUGUUGGUGGACACUUCUGCUGCCUGUACCAAGAAUAAUGGCACUUUUGAUGGGAUGAACUUGGCCUGGGUUUCCCCCAGGGUGCUCUCUCCACUGGUCCUCCAUAUUGACCAGUUCCAGGACAAGGAUAUCUCCAUGGGCGUGGAUGGGAAGCUGCUCGACCUCGCCACUAUCCAAAGGAGGAACUAUAACCUUAACGUCAAUGAUUCCUUUGUAGGAAUCUCCAUUCCUUAUGGUGCAGAGGGUGGCUACCUGAAGAGUCAUGUCAUAAAUAAUCAGUACAACCGGGUGUAUGCCAUUGACCUGUACCUUGAGCACCAGUGGGCAGAUGAGCAGUGGGAAGUGACCCAGCACCGCUCCUUCAAGCCAGUCCGCACCCCCUUUAUUGCUGAAACCCCCUUUGUCAUCAACAAUACCAUCCCAGAAGAAAAGGUCUUCACAGUGACCCUUGGUGUCUUCAACCCUGACGUUGAGCUGAAGAACCUGACUAUCAAUGGGGUUCCUCUGACCCUUCCUGAGGCAAUCAACCAAGGCAUUGUGGUCGCUGAGGUCCAGCACCCCAAUGGCACCAAGUCUAUUGUCCUGAAGGUCCCCUUCACCCACCCACUCAUCCCACAGAAGUACAUUGGCGAUGGGGUCCGGGAGUUCACCUUGAAUAUUAACUACACCUUGAACAUCGUUCCUGAGAACGAGCCUUAUUUCUUCCCGGCAACCAUCGUGUGUCAGGUUAAGGAUGUGGUACUUCCUGAUGUCAAUGGCUUUUGUACUGAGAACAGCAUAGUAUUUGAUGUGAGCCGCGGGAACAUGGACUACCUCUGGGUCAUGUACGUUGGGAAGCACCAGCUAACCUCAGAGCUGGCUGCUCACCGAGGCUACGUAGUCACCAACCAGACCAAGUUUAUUCUGGAGGUGCCACUCUUCAGUGUUGGCUGCAUCUAUGAGGAUAUCUCUCUCCGAGGCCUCUUUGUUCGUGUAGAACUGACCUUCAGGACUGUUGGGACACUAGAGGCAGUGCUGUCAUUGGUACAGCGCUGUCAAUUUCCUACCAAGCAGCUGCUGGUGUGCAUGCCUGGUGGUGUGAUGACAGUGGUGGCUGUGACUAUGGAGCCCAUACCAGUAGUGGAACCCAGUAAGACAACCCUGCUGGACAAGACCUGCAAACCCAAAGAGUCUGACUCGACCAGGGCUCUCUUCACGUUCAGUGUGAACACCUGUGGGACUAGGAGCCAGAUUGUGGGCAACUACCUGAUCUAUGAGAAUGAGGUGGUGUAUACCAGAGCACUGUUCCCACCCAAUGCUCCAGUCAUCACCAGGGACUCUGAAUACAGGCUGACCGUUCGUUGCCGCUACCCCCUCAAUGACACGUUGGAGCUGGUAGCUGAAAGGAAGGCUGCCCCUGCCCCCUACUCUGUCAAAGGGUUAGGAUCCCUGCAGUUCUAUCCUUACAGCCAAGGGGAUGGAGGCAGCAGGCCAUUGAGAGAUGUCCUGAAUCUGAAGGCCCGUAUAGCAAGAGAUGUGUCCUACUCCCAGUUCUACUCUGCAUUCCCUGUGUCCCAGUCUAUGCUGGCGCCACUGUUCCUAGAGGUUGAGCUCCUGCACCCCCAGAACCUGGCCGACCAGCUCAUUCUGCAGGACUGCUGGGCCACUGAGAGCCCUGAACUGGAUGCCAGCCCUCAAUGGGACCUGGUCACUGACAGAUGCCUGGCCAGUGGUGACUCCUACAAGACCCGGUUCCACCCAGUGUCAACCAGUGCUCUCACCAAGAGCCCCCACCACCUGAAGAGGCUUGAGGUCCAGGCUCAGCCUGCUGGAGGCCAAGCCCUCUGGAAACAGGUGUAUUUGCAUUGUCUAGCUGUGGCUUGUGAUUCUGAGAAGGAGGGUGCCUGCAAUAAGACCUGCGUCACUGGAGAGAGGAGAUCAGCCCGCAGUGCUGAGCUGGCGGACUCUGUCAAAGGCUACAUUUCUGCUGGACCGGUUCAAAUUGUACCAGAGGGGGGUGUUGACCGUGUCAGAGCAGCAGAUAAACGCAGCCUGCUAUCAGCAAGGAGACCUGCGGAGAUACCCAGUCUGGAGCAGCGAGCCAGCCAGAUAUCCCCUCCCAGUGCAGCCCCCCUCCCAGUGCAGCCCCCCUCCCAGUGCAGCCCCGCUCCCAGUGCAGCCCCGCUCCCAGUGCAGCCCCGCUCCCAGUGCAGCAGUGCAGCCCCGCUCCCAGUGCAGCCCCCCUCCCAGUGCAGCCCUGCUCCCAGUGCAGCCCCCCUCCCAGUGCAGCCCCCCUCCCAGUGCAGCUCCCAGUGCAGCCCCCCUCCCAGUGCAGCCCCGCUCCCAGUGCAGCCCCGCUCCCAGUGCAGCCCCCCUCCCAGUGCAGCCCUGCUCCCAGUGCAGCCCCGCUCCCAGUGCAGCCCCGCUCCCAGUGCAGCCCCGCUCCCAAUGCAGCCCCGCUGCUCCCAGUGCAGCCCCCCUCCCCAGCUCCCAGUGCAGCCCCCCUCCCAGUGCAGCCCCGCUCCCAGUGCAGUGCAGCCCCCCUCCCAGUGCAGCCCUGCUCCCAGUGCAGCUCCCAGUGCAGCCCCCCUCCCAGUGCAGCUCCCCCCUCCCAGUGCAGCCCCGCUCCCAGUGCAGCCCCCCUCCCAGUGCAGCCCUGCUCCCAGUGCAGCCCCGCUCCCAGUGCAGCCCCCCUCCAGUGCAGUGCAGCCCCGCUCCCAGUGCAGCCCUCCUCCCAGUGCAGCCCUGCUCCCAAUGCAGCUCCGCUCCCAGUGCAGCCCCGCUCCCAGUGCAGCCCCCCUCCCAGUGCAGCCCCGCUCCCAGUGCAGCUACCCCUCUCCCAGUCCAGGCAGCCAGCUCACCACCUCCUCCUCGACCCAGUCCAGCUACCCUAGCAGCACUGGCUCGGCUGCUGCUGUUGUGGGAAGAGACGCCAUAUCAGGAAACCUGUGCAGGUCACCGCUGUACCCUGCGUGA